AUGUCUGUGGGCCUGGGGCAGUGCAGGAGUAGUAUAAAAGCAGGUCCUUGUCCUCACUCUCUCAUCCACUCCUCUUGCCUCCAUCUCCUUCAGUACAAGGUGCAUCUGCAGCCCCAAGCCAUGUCCUGCUACACGCCGUGCCGGCCCUGCCAGCCCUGUGGCCCCACCCCGCUGGCCAACAGCUGCAAUGAGCCCUGUGUCAGGCAGUGCCAGGACUCCCAUGUGGUCAUCGAGCCCUCGCCCGUGGUGGUGACCCUGCCCGGGCCCAUCCUCAGCUCCUUCCCACAGAACACCGCCGUGGGAUCCUCCAGCUCUGCUGCUGUUGGCAGCAUCCUCAGCUCUCAGGGAGUGCCCAUCAACUCUGGGGGCUUUGGCCUGUCUGGCUUGGGCAGUGGCCUCUGUGGUAGGAGGUGCUUCCCCUGCUGAAGCUGCUGGGGAUGAUUCCAGGGUGUGAACCUAAGGACUCAGCAGGAUGGUUCUUCACUGGGGAUGGAGGAUCAGCUUGUUGCUUGCUGAGGAGCUGAGCAACCCCAGCAGCCCCUGCAAAAGG
This is a messenger RNA of Motacilla alba alba, 550 nucleotides long. Its product is annotated as feather keratin 1-like. Gene Ontology annotation, cellular component: intermediate filament. Bases 1 to 426 code for a protein of 141 amino acids. Gene Ontology annotation, molecular function: structural constituent of cytoskeleton. The record is from RefSeq and is a predicted model, not a curated record. NCBI's taxonomy places the organism in Eukaryota, Metazoa, Chordata, Aves, Passeriformes, Motacillidae. The transcript is spliced from 2 exons.